UUAACCCUUGCCUCUCUCCCUUUCAGAACCUGCACGUAUAUGAUGUACGGUAUUCUCAUCUUCAGCAUCAGCGUCCUCAACAACUAUUUCCUGAGUCACUUGGUCUUAUCGGCCUUUGAACUCCCGAGCAAUAUCCUGGGCUGGAUUUUCUCAGACUACCUUGGUCGUCGCUUCACCUGCAUCUUCACCUUCAUUCUCGCAGCUGUGUUUUGCCUUCUUGCUCCGUUUACUCUCCACGACGAUUGGACUCACCUGGUGAUAGUGGCUUUUGUCAAGCUGUUCGUCACGCAGCUGAUAUACGUCCUCUUCUUGCUGAACGCCGAGCUGUUUCCGACGCCCGUCAGGAGCACCGGCUUCGCCUGGCUGCUGGUCUCUGGCUUCGCGGCGAUGUCCGCGGCGCCGUACAUCCUCAAUUCGGGAUUAGGUCCAGCUUUUCCCUACUGGUUCAUGAUGGUCCUGUUGCUCCUCUGUUGCCUGGCCGCUCUCCCUCUGCCGGAAACCCUGGGGCUUCCGCUUCCCCAGACCUUCCAGGAAGCCGAGAACAUAGGCAACGGACGACCCCUUAGGACGUGGAUCCAUCACUGGAACUACGAGAAGUACUGUUUCCCGAGAAUGAACUCCGAAGUGUUAGUUACUUCGAAGAAACCUUACGAUGGGGACUCGGUGACGGAGGAAUCGAAGAUGAUUUAGACUGGGGAUGGAAUGUUGGGUAAAUUUUACUCGAUUGUAGCGUUUUCAAUAAAAUAUAUAUCUAUGUUGA
Molecule: messenger RNA, 760 nt
Organism: Penaeus monodon (black tiger shrimp)
Lineage: Eukaryota; Metazoa; Arthropoda; Malacostraca; Decapoda; Penaeidae
Product: organic cation transporter 1-like
Exons: 3
Coding region: 40-690 (216 amino acids)
Biological process (GO): transmembrane transport
Cellular component (GO): membrane
Molecular function (GO): transmembrane transporter activity
Source: RefSeq, a predicted model, not a curated record